AUGAAAGAAUUUGCACUUAAAAGUAAAGGGAAACAUAUAAAAGGCCUUAAAGAAAAGAUUUUAGUAGAUUUAGAUGAUAAGAAAAUAGGGAUUAUUUUUAAAGAAGUUUCAAACACUACAGGACUAUCAGAAAGUCGAUUAAGACUUUUAGUUAAAGAUAGGAUUCUGAAGAAAGAAGACAAUAUUGAGGAGAUUUUAGAUGAGAAUUGUAUUUAUGUAAAGGAUUUAGGCCCUCAAAUUGGGUGGAAAACAGUUUUUUUGGUCGAAUAUUUGGGUCCAUUAUGGAUUCAUCCAUUAAUUUAUGGAUCGUCAUUAUUUCAACGUUUAUUGUAUGGAAAAGCAGUUGAACAUUCAUAUAAUCAGAGAAUUGUUUUUAUUCUUGUUAUUCUUCAUUUUAUAAAACGUGAGUUAGAAACACUCUUGGUACAUCGAUUUUCAAUAAGUACAAUGCCAAGGCGGAAUUUAUUCAAGAAUUGUUUCCAUUAUUGGGUUCUUGGAGGUAUAAACAUGGCAUAUUGGGUAUAUGGGCCUUGGUUUUCAUAUUUAUAUCAAUCUCCAAUUAUUUUGAUAAGUUUUGUUAUUUUAUGGAUGCUUUCUGAAUAUGCUAAUUUAAAAACACAUCUUAUUUUACGUAAUUUAAGACCUGAAAAAACAUCUAUUCGUCAAAUUCCUAAAGGAUUUGGUUUUGAUCUUGUUUCUUGCCCAAAUUAUUUUUUUGAAUACAUAUCAUGGUUUGUUAUUGCUUGUUUAAGUCAUUCAUUAUCUUCUUGGUUAUUUCUUGCUGUUAGUGGAAUUCAAAUGUGGCUCUGGGCAUUAAAAAAACAUACACGAUAUAUAAGAGAAUUUAGUGAUUAUCCUAAACGAAGAAAAAUUAUGUUUCCUUACAUUUUAUAA
Molecule: messenger RNA, 894 nt
Organism: Pneumocystis murina B123
Lineage: Eukaryota; Fungi; Ascomycota; Pneumocystomycetes; Pneumocystales; Pneumocystaceae
Exons: 4
Coding region: 1-894 (297 amino acids)
Biological process (GO): very long-chain fatty acid biosynthetic process
Molecular function (GO): oxidoreductase activity, acting on the CH-CH group of donors
Source: RefSeq, a predicted model, not a curated record